GCAUAGUAUGGACAUAGUUGUAAAAUGUGCAAAGGGUUUAUACAACAAACGGUCCGCAGUAAAUUUAAUAGAACAUUGCGAGUUCAUCAAAUGAUCAGUGGUUUCUGCUAGCGAUCUGACAGCUAGCUCGCGCGAAUUCAUCUCCUGAUAUACGCUGAAACAGUGCAAAAUGUGGUGUUUGAUCAGCCAGCCCAAUUCCGUCGUUUUCGAGGUCCGUGUCGACCCCAAGUCCAUCGGGGAGGAAUGUCUUGAGAAGGUCUGCAAGUAUCUGGGCAUUUCGAACGAGUCCGACUACUUCGGACUGAAAUACGAGAGCAACAAGGGCGAGGAGCUCUGGUUGAACCUCAGAAAUCCGAUCGACAGACAAGUGAACUGUCACGGGCACACCUCGACGCUCAGAUUGGCCCUCAGGGUCAAGUUCUGGGUACCGCCGCAUCUUUUGCUGCAAGAAAACACCAGGCAUCAGUUCUACCUCCACGCCCGCAUAGAUCUGGAACAGAAACGGCUCCUGGCAACCGACUGGGACUCCGUCUCUCGACUGAUAGCCCUGAUUGCUCAAGCCGAAACCGGCGACUACGAUCCCAUCCAUCCGCCCCACAGCGUCUACCUUCAAGUGUCGACGAUAACGCCCGUCGAUGCCGCCCAAAAGCCCGCCGAUCUGCUCCAAAGAACGAUAGCGGAGCACAAGAAAUGCAAGGGCAUGAAGAAAUCGACGGCGGAGUAUUGGCUCCUCAAGGAGAUCUCCGAGUUCGAGAACUACGGGGAGGAGUUGUUCUACGCGAAACCUCACGACAUGUUGGGUGUCGGCCCACACGGAAUUACGAUCUACGAGAAGAACAAUAAGAAACAGCUCAUAUCGUUCACGAACAUCAUCAGUGCUUCUUCGCACCGUCGCUCGUUUAAGCUGGAGUAUUUGUCCAUGGAUAACAAGGAAUCUCUGUUGGAGACGAAGCUUGACUCCAAUCACAUUGCCAGCAGUCUGUACCGUGCUAUUACAGAAAAACACGCCUUCUACAGCUGCGAAACCGUAAGGAGCGCAGUCACGGCCCAGUUCAUCAGAGACCUGAAGGGAACGAUCGUCUCUAUAUUCAACGAAGACUCGACAUUGGGAAAGAAAUACGUUUUCGACAUCAGGAGAACGUGUAGGGAGGUGUACGACAACGCGAGACGCGCCUUGUAUCAGGAAAACGCCAUGCAAAUGACCCCAGAAGUUAAACCUGGUUGUGGACAGGAAGGAGACCGUUGCAAAGACUCCGAAGAAAGAUUAACUAGGUUAAUGGACGCGCUGACAUGCAAAAUCUGCAUGGAUCAGCAGAUCGAUUCGGUUUUCCUGCCGUGCGCCCACGUGGUCGCCUGUACCAGCUGUGCAGCUAGAUGCGACCGAUGCCCAUUGUGCCGUUCGGACAUAACGCAAGCCCAAAAACUCUAUCUUCCCGGAGAGUUCAGGCAACAAGUCUGCUAGAAGUUCGCGGGUGACUCAAAAAAUUGUGUAAAGGACAAAUUUUAUUUUUGUAAAAGUGUCAAGAGACUCAAGACUAUACCCACCGCUUUCCUUGUUACAAAAUUUACGUUUUGACAUGAUGUAAUUGGAUCUCGAUUAAUUUUAAGUUGUUUAGUUACUUGAUUGCAUAAGUACCUAUAAGGCGUAUAUACAGCGAAAUCUCUUCCUAUUCCUAUAAUGCAGAAUCUUUCAUAAAGCAUUUGUAGAAUGUUUUAUUAAAACUAUUUCUGUGAGUUUGCUAUCUAUACGUUAUAAAUUUGUUAUCUAAAUUUUCUUAAUCUGUAAUUAUCUUAAUUUAUGUGAUUAAUGUGGACACAAUCUCAUUUUGAGGUUAUUGAUUGUUUUUUUACUAUGUAAAAACCCUAGUUAAGAACUGAUUUAAAAUUUUAAUGUUUGACAAUAGUCGUUAAAAAAUACAACACAAUAAUGCAAAUUAUAUACAAAACAUAGUCAUUAUCAAUGCAAUUUGUAUAAAUUUAGAGUUAGAUGAUUUUAAGUUAUUUGUAUCUAUUGAAAAAUUAUAGACCUAUAAUAUACAAGAGAUGUUUAGUAUUAUGAGAAAACUAUGGUGAUAAAAUUUAUUUUGUGAUAAUUUGAAACGUUUUUGAGAAAAUUUCUUCCUUUUGUCUGUUAAUUAGCAUCUUUUUGUAUACGUUUUGCAAUUUAUAUUGUUCUGUUAAUAUGGUCUUUUUGACAAGUAUUUUAUUUAGUAUUAUAUCAUCUGCUUAAAUGAUAAAUGUCUGAAAUAAACAUAUUAUGAAAUUAUAAA
Molecule: messenger RNA, 2270 nt
Organism: Aethina tumida (small hive beetle)
Lineage: Eukaryota; Metazoa; Arthropoda; Insecta; Coleoptera; Nitidulidae
Product: E3 ubiquitin-protein ligase MYLIP-A
Exons: 4
Coding region: 170-1462 (430 amino acids)
Biological process (GO): ubiquitin-dependent protein catabolic process
Cellular component (GO): cytoskeleton
Molecular function (GO): ubiquitin-protein transferase activity
Source: RefSeq, a predicted model, not a curated record